Molecule: messenger RNA, 1792 nt
Organism: Musa acuminata subsp. malaccensis (wild Malaysian banana)
Lineage: Eukaryota; Viridiplantae; Streptophyta; Magnoliopsida; Zingiberales; Musaceae
Product: sucrose-phosphatase 2
Biological process (GO): sucrose biosynthetic process
Molecular function (GO): sucrose-phosphate phosphatase activity; magnesium ion binding
Source: RefSeq, a predicted model, not a curated record
AUUCGGAUCUAAUGCCUGCCUGCUUGUAUUCCUUCCGUCCCUUCCUUGCUUGCCUCGACACGAUAUUUCUUCUCUAUUUAUCCCCAUCGGGCGGCGGAAACCAAACCAAACCAAAAAUCUCAGCUUUUCGCCUUUUUCACUCACCAAUCCUUACACUGGAAACCCAAUCUUUCAGCCAAGGACGACAUCCCUAACCCUAUCUCGGCGCCCAAGGAUUGCUAAUUUGAUCUCAGGCCCUCUCUCUUGGAAAAUGGAUAGGCUCGAUGGCCCUGCACGCCUCAUGAUUGUUUCGGAUCUUGAUCAUACCAUGGUUGAUCAUCAUGACCCGGAGAACACAUCGUUGCUUAGGUUCAACGCCUUGUGGGAAUCCCUUUACCGCCACGAUUCGCUUCUGGUCUUCUCAACCGGGAGAUCACCUACGCUUUACAAGCAGCUGAGGAAUGAAAAACCAAUGCUGACCCCUGAUAUAACAAUCACAUCAGUGGGUACAGAGAUCACAUAUGGCGAUUCGAUGGUGCCUGACCAGGGUUGGGUGAAUGUUCUAAAUCAAAAAUGGGAUAGAAACGUUGUUCUUGAGGAAACAGCCAAACUUCCCCAGUUAAAGUUCCAGUCCGAGACUGAGCAGCGACCACACAAGGUUAGCUUUUAUGUAGAGAAGGGGCAUGCUCAAGACGUGAUAAGUUCUCUUUCAGAUCGUUUUGAGAAACGUGGGCUCCAUGUAAAAAUAAUCUACAGUGGUGGUAUUGAUCUUGACAUAUUGCCACAAGGUGCUGGCAAAGGUCAAGCUCUUGCUUAUUUGCUCAAAAAGUUCAAAGAAGGUGGCAAACCACCAAUUAAUACUCUUGUUUGUGGUGACUCUGGAAAUGAUGCCGAACUGUUUAGCAUUCCAGAUGUUUACGGUGUCAUGGUCAGCAAUGCCCAGGAGGAACUACUGCAAUGGCAUGCUGAACAUGCAAAAGAAAACUCUAAGAUAAUUCAUGCAAGCAACAGGUGUGCUGCAGGUAUUAUUGAAGCUAUUGGCCAUUUUGGGCUCGGUCCUAAUACCUCUCCGAGAGAUAGUUCAGACAUAUUGGUUUCCAAACUAGACAACAGUAACCCAUCACAUGAAGUAGUUAAAUUUUACAUUACAUAUGAAAGGUGGCGCCGGGCCGAAGCUGAAAAAUCAGACUUGCUUAUCCAAAGUUUGAAACACAUAUGUCACCCGACCGGGAUUGCUGUUCAUCCUUCUGGAGUCGAACAUUCUCUUCAUGAAUGCAUAGAUACUUUUGGGCCACAUUAUGGUGAUAAGCAAGGUAAACAAUUCCGAGUGUGGUUGGACAGAGUUUUCACCUCACAGAUUGGUUCAACUUCAUGGCUGGUGAAGUUUGAUAAGUGGGAACUGACUGAUGAUGGGCGACAUUGUUCUCUAACUACAAUUCUACUGAACUCUGAGCCGGGGAAUCCAGGUGCUUUCAGCUUGUUGCAUGUCCAUCAGACAUGGCUUGAAGGGUUUGCAGCAAGGUGUCAAAAUGAUUGGAUCUUCUAACUGAUGCAUCUUCCCAGAAUCAAUUUGCAGAGUUUCAUCUUUGCCUAAUAUAGAGAAUAAAUUGGGUCCAUAGUGAUACUCAAUUGACAGAAUUUUUAUGUUUUUUUUAUUUCCAGUUUUCUGCAUUAAGAUUGUCUUUGAAGCGGAGACUUGGACUGCGAACAUUAUGAUCAGUUCUUCAGUCGUAAAACUGUUAUUGCCGGCUUAAAUUUCACGUGGAAGUCUGAAUAAUGACAAGCUGGCAACAAUAUAUUCUUGGUUGUUUUA